GUGGGUGCGCGCGGCGGCGGCCAUGGACGACGAGGAGGAGACUUACCGGCUCUGGAAGAUUCGUAAGACCAUAAUGCAGCUGUGCCACGACCGCGGCUACCUGGUGACCCAGGACGAGCUGGACCAGACGCUGGAGGAGUUCAAAGCCCAGUUUGGGGACAAGCCGAGUGAAGGGCGGCCACGGCGCACAGAUCUCACUGUGCUGGUAGCCCACAACGACGACCCCACUGACCAGAUGUUCGUCUUCUUCCCAGAGGAGCCCAAGGUGGGCAUCAAGACCAUCAAGGUGUACUGCCAGCGGAUGCAGGAGGAGAACAUCACGCGGGCACUUAUCGUGGUGCAGCAGGGCAUGACGCCCUCCGCCAAGCAGUCUCUGAUUGACAUGGCUCCCAAGUACAUCCUGGAGCAGUUUCUGCAGCAGGAGCUGCUCAUCAACAUCACUGAGCACGAGCUGGUCCCAGAGCACGUGGUCAUGACCAAGGAGGAGGUGACGGAGCUGUUGGCCCGAUAUAAACUUCGGGAGAACCAGCUGCCCAGGAUCCAGGCGGGAGACCCCGUGGCGCGCUACUUUGGGAUCAAACGAGGGCAGGUGGUCAAGAUCAUCCGGCCCAGCGAGACAGCAGGCAGAUACAUCACCUACCGGCUGGUGCAAUAGCUGCCGCACCCACAGGUCUGCAGGCACAGUGGCCACAUUUCCAGAGCUUGGUGGUCACAUAGGGACCUCACAGAUGGAGAACGUGCCCGUCAUCUGAACAGUCUGGACAACCCUGAGCUGUGAGCUUAUAUGAAACGGUCAUUUGACGUGGAAUGUCUGCACAGCGGGGCUCAGGCUCCUCACUGGGCCCUUUGGCAAGUGAGGAAGCCCAGGAGACGCUGAAGGGGCCUCUGUCUCCCUCCGCAACCCCUUCCAGGGCUGCCACCGCCACAGAGCACAAACAUAAUAAAAACUUUAUUGUAAGCAAAAUAAAUGUGCAUGUCACAAAACUAUAUCAUGACCCGUGAGAGACUUCACCGUGUACCUAAACUCCAGGUGUCUAAACCUGGUUUUCUGGAGAAGGGAGUGUCCUGAAGCUGGUGUCCCAUAGCCCAGGAGGCUGCGCCAAAGUCCAGCCACCACCCCCACCUCCGCCGCUUCCAGAAUGGCCUUUCACCCUGACACUGUGUCCACUCCAAGCAACAUGAGGACCAGAAAGCAGGGCAGAGCUUGCCACCAAAUGCUGAGUGGGGACAAAGUCACCCCAUUCACAGCCCUGUGGACGCCAACAGGAAGGCCAGGGUGACUUCACAAGAGAGCAGAGUUCCUCCAGCUCAGCAGAGCUGGGUGUGGGAGCGCAGGCAGACCCCAUAGCCUUGCCGUCCCACGCUCCUGGAAGCUUCCAGGAGGAGGCACCAGCGUUGCCCUCCCAGCUGGGUGGCAUGGAGGAGGGAUCCCCUGCAAACAGGAGCAUCCAAGUCCAGGCUCUCUUGCAAUGACCCCAGAACAGACAACACGCUGGUCUAUGCCGCUGACCCCGGGACAGCCCAGGGGGACAAAAGCCA
Galeopterus variegatus (Sunda flying lemur) is the source of this 1539-nucleotide messenger RNA. It is a transcript of the gene POLR2E, whose product is annotated as polymerase (RNA) II (DNA directed) polypeptide E, 25kDa. NCBI's taxonomy places the organism in Eukaryota, Metazoa, Chordata, Mammalia, Dermoptera, Cynocephalidae. Gene Ontology annotation, molecular function: DNA binding; DNA-directed RNA polymerase activity. The record is from RefSeq and is a predicted model, not a curated record. The transcript is spliced from 8 exons. The coding region runs from base 23 to 655 and encodes 210 amino acids. Gene Ontology annotation, cellular component: RNA polymerase I complex; RNA polymerase II, core complex; RNA polymerase III complex. Gene Ontology annotation, biological process: DNA-templated transcription.